Molecule: messenger RNA, 2392 nt
Organism: Seminavis robusta
Lineage: Eukaryota; Bacillariophyta; Bacillariophyceae; Naviculales; Naviculaceae
Source: the annotation of a GenBank genome assembly
AAACAGCCAAUCAUAUCCUCGCUGUGUACCCACGGUAGCCGUUUCUACGCAAAAGCUCAACAUACUCCCCUCUGUCGAGCCCCUUUGACGGUGCUCUAUCUCGGUCAGCCAGCUCUUUUGCUUGCUUUGUUGCAGUGUUGCCGUAGCUUUCACCAAGCAAGGUGCGCAGAACACCAAAUUGAUAGCUUCGUGUACGAAUUGUAUCCUCCCAUCCUGUUGUCGUAUCUCAUCAUGUCGGAGUCUCUGAGAAGGUCUAGUCGAAGGACAAUCAAGAAAACUACCUUUAAGGUGGGCGAUAUCGUGGAGGUAGCCAAAGUGGGUAUCAUUCUAAGAGGCAGGCUGGUCGCUCAGGCUGAUAGCACUCAAUCGAACCAGCCACGAUGGAGAGUUGCCUUUGACGAUGACAACUUUCCCGAAGAAGAACUCUUCGAGUCAUCCAUUGGACAAGUGGUGCCCAGUGACACGGAGUCGUCACCGUCACAGCCGCCUCCUCCUGUGGCUGCUACUGCUCCUGCUGCAGCUCCUCCUCCAAGUCCCUCCCCCGCAUCAGUGGCUGCAGCUGCUACUGCCAGAAAGAAAAAUCGCAAGAAUGGACGCUUUGUCAAGUCCAGCGACAACGCCACUGUGGACUUGAACGGCAAAAAGUCGGUAUCUUUCAUCGCCACACAGUCGGAACCUGAGGUUGCUCCUCCUGUUUCCUACAGUAGUAAUAGCAAGAGGACAUCUGCCAGGGAGCAACGAACGGCUCGUCGGAAUCGAAGUCAUCCGAUCUCGGAUACCCCUCUGGCACCCACACCCUCCCUUAACACGCAUCCGGCACCCUCACACACGAGCAAGAAGAGGCCUCCCUCUGGAUCUGGUAGUGGAGGAGGCAAAUCCUCAAAAAAACACAAGGGAGGUAGCAGCAACACGGAUGAAGAAGUUGUCAAGGUGCCCAUGUUGACUGGAACCCUCUACUUGUUCAAGGGCUUACACCGAAGGGCGGAGUUUCAUCGAAGAGUGUGAUGUUCCGGCCAAAUAUAUCAUAAAACACCCUCAUUCUUCCUUGCAGAUAGAUGGGGUUGCUACUGUUGUGGCGAGAUCACAGGCACGGUAGGUGUAGAGCUUGAUGAACAGCUCUGUCGCAGCUUCCAAUAGAUGGCACGGGAGCGUCCAAGGGCUUGUUGGUUGGUUGAUUGAUUGGGAGAGCAAAAUAGAAUCCACAUUAUGCCGUCCAAAGCUUCAUGGCGGUGGUUAAUGGGGCAGUGGAGAAGCCGUUCCUCUCGUCAUAUCGAGCUCAUGUCACAGAUGGACGAAUCCAUUGAUAGAUAGAUAUUUGCAUAAGAUACACCCGGUCAGGUCAUGAACAUCUAUCUGACGGGAUCAUCACUACCAAACCGGGGUUUGGUACGGUGAUGAUAGGAUAAUUUUGCUACUUGAAUCCUUCAAUUAUCCUCUACCGGUACCUGGCUGGGUAUGAUAACCGCGCUGUUUUGCUGCCAUGGUCCUUCAUCCUUUGGAAAACUGAAGAGGGUUGUCAGCUUCGACGCGAAGAAGGGACACAAGGAACCGUGACUCCAGCUACGUCCCGAAACUAGCUAGCUAUGGUAGCUGCUAUGCUGCACUGGCUAUCCGAUACUUGUACGGGUCGACUCGACUCAUUUGACUCAUUUUGCUGGUUCAACAGCACUGACUGCGCUUGCAUCGGUGAUGGUCAAAGACGAACAUACAUUGGCUACCACUAUCUUCGCCUGUCUCUGAAGACGCGGGGCUUCAAACAAGGUUAUCAAGUAUGAACCUCGGUUAGGUGGUUCCUCCGCAUUUUUUGCAGCUCAAAGGAGCCGAAAACACCUCGCUGGCAUUAUGGAGGGACAUAGCUGCCACAUCUAUCUAUUUGCAGGGAAGCUUGCUUCUCCCAUGUCUUUCAUUUGCGCGGAGGGACCGGCAGGUACGGGUGGGUCUGGUACCGGUAGAGGGGAGCUAUGCAUAGUUCUCCCAGACUCAUGAAAGAUUGAGUCUCAAAGAAUGUCCUCGGAGUUGGGGCAUAGGCUGCAACUAUACAGGCUGCGUACUAGUAGGCUGCCUACAUCACCAGAGUCGUGCAAGGGCGCAUUCAAAACUGAGACGCGAGGGAAACAGAUGAUGAUAGAUACAUUGCAAAUUUGCCUUGUCGACAACGGUUCGGUCUGGUGCAGCCACCAUUGUGCAGAUACAUCAUGUACUAGUAGCUAGCUAGGAGCCAACGACUCAUUGCUCUGAGCAGCCACCAAAGGAAGAGGACAAUGGUGUCCUUUUUUCGAGGCUCCGCGACGGCUACUGGUAGCUAUCUCAACUGGAAAUUGCAUUGUACAUCAUAAAACGAACUAUUUGAUACAUACAUAAUAGUAUUGCAACACCCAACCCUCACAAAAGC